GAAGUUCAACAGCCGGGGCAGUCGGGAGCCGGCAAACGAGGUUUCGACGCAAUUGGAUGCCCUAAAGCGUCAACUCGAGUUAGUCCAAUUGGAAAACGAGAUUCUGAGAAUGGAAUUUGCUCAGCGUCAUAACAGUGCUGCCACACCGAACCAGAACAGUGCUGCCACACCGAACCAGAACUGUGCUGCCACACCGAAUCAGAACGGUGCUGCCACACCGAAUCAGAACGGUGCUGCCACACCGAAUCAGAACAAUGUAUCCACACCAGAUCGAAACGUCGCUGGCGGAGACGCCAGAUCGGAGGGGACACCAGUAAACAACAAUUCUUUGCUGGCCAUGGCCAGAGAAAUGCUCCCAACAUACGACGGCGCCGCUAACAACAAACUGCCUGUCAGCACCUGGAUCGCACAACUUAAUGCUAUCACGAAAAUGUACAAGCUGAGCGAUGACGUGAUCCGCAUGUUAGUAAUGUCGAAACUAAAGGACCGCGCUCAAGUUUGGUUGCACUCGUCUGAAAGUUUGCUGACCUUGCCGAUUCAUGAACUACUACGACAGAUUGAUGAGGCUUUCAAUAGCAAGGAGAGCAAGAUAAUGUCUCGACGCAAAUUUCAAGGGCGCAAGUGGAAUCCGUCUGAAGAUUUUUCCACAUACUUCAAGGAAAAAACCCUUCUAGCCACACACAUCCAAAUGGACGACGAAGAGCUAAUCGACAGCAUCAUAGAGGGGAUUCCCGACACUCUUCUGCGACAGCAAGCACACAUGCAUUGCUUUAACUCGUCUGCACAGCUGUUGCAGGCGUUUGCGAAGGUUGCUUUACGUAAGCCACCACUGUUUUCGUCAGGACGAGCUAAAGUUUCGGCCGGGGAUGGACCUACUUCGGCCCCUCCAAAAAGGUGCUUCAACUGCAACUCCAUUGGACACUUCGCUGCUGACUGCCGCAAACCCAAGCGUGAGCACGGAGCCUGCUACGCAUGUGGCAGUAUGGAUCACCAGGUGCACCACUGCACUGAGAAGAAGUUCGUGCCCAGCAAUGAAUAUAAUGCCUAAUCGAUUCUGGGAGUCCAAUUAGUUUCAUCAAGAUGUCAUACGUGGAAAACAUACUAGAAAAGCAAAAUAUCAAGUCAAAUGAAAAGAUUCUCACAAAUUACGUUGGCUUAAACGGUAGCCCCUUAGAUAUAAUCGGAAAAAUAUCAUGUUUUGUUAUUAUCAAUAAAGAAAUGCUUAAUUUUGAGUUACUAA
Molecule: messenger RNA, 1240 nt
Organism: Drosophila kikkawai
Lineage: Eukaryota; Metazoa; Arthropoda; Insecta; Diptera; Drosophilidae
Molecular function (GO): nucleic acid binding; zinc ion binding
Source: RefSeq, a predicted model, not a curated record